AUGACAUCCUCUACUUCCACAACGACAACCAAAACUACAACCCCACCAGCCAAAAAGAGCAAGAAUCUCCCAGCAGAAUCAGCCCUGGACCUCAGUGCCAACUUCGCGAACAACCGCAAAGGAGCAGUGGGCUAUGACCAUGAGGUUUACCUCCAAUUAACGGCGGGGAGGAACGCUGAGAAGACGCCGAAUCAGGUGUAUCGGGAGGAACGUGUUCGGCAGAGGACUACGAGGGCUUUGGAUCCGGCGAUUUUGGAUCCGCAGGGAGAGCCUGGGCCGGUGGAUUUCGAGUGUGCGGAGCACGAGGGAGUUAAGGAGCGGUUGAGGUGA
Messenger RNA from Aspergillus oryzae RIB40, 330 nucleotides. RefSeq lists its product as uncharacterized. Bases 1 to 330 code for a protein of 109 amino acids. Lineage: Eukaryota; Fungi; Ascomycota; Eurotiomycetes; Eurotiales; Aspergillaceae. The transcript has 2 exons. The record is from RefSeq and is a predicted model, not a curated record.